AUGAAUUCUCGCUUGAAUGAGUGCAUGUUGAUCUCUGACGCCGUCCAUUAUGAAAUGAGUAGCUGGAAGCCAAAAAAUUUCUGUCUUCCAAAUUCACCACUGCGAUUCCUUCUUCCCGAAUUGAGCUCUUUAGGGCUGGGCUGGCUGACCCACCGCAAAACCAAACAACACACGACGACUCACUGCAUUAAAGCCUUGUACUACUCACAAAUGAAGCACACAGAUCUCAUCCAGCAGAGAAUGGCAAACAAGACUCGCCUCCUCUUGACCUCCCUCCUCCUCCUCUUCCUCUUCCUCCUAGGGAAGAAGAGCACUGCAAGUGAACUGAGCUCAGAGGAGAGCAGGAGGCUGCUGUGGGCAGUGACAGGGAAGAAGUACAUAAGCUAUGAGGCCCUGAGACGGGAUGUGGUGCCCUGCACCAAGCCUGGAGUGCCUUACUACAACUGCCACACCCUCCCAAGUGCUGCAAACCACUACAGGAGGGGAUGCCAGAUAAUCAGUGGCUGCAGGAGCGACAGCCCUUAGCAAGCCAGUCUGCAAGUAAGAAUGACAGGCUUUAAACCUCUGUUUCAGGUUAUUGUAGAUGAUCGGUAUACAACAUAAAUGGCUGGCAGUGGAUUGAGUAUGCCUUUUCUUUUUCUUUUUGAUUUUAGAAUUCAUUUCUUGAAAAAAAAACACACUCAGUGCAUCAGAUGUUUCAAAGGACUUGGAUUAUUGUCAUUGAUCUCUGCAAUUUCCAGUUGUAUCUAAAAUUAAAAUAAGAAAAUCCCCAACACGGGGCAGCAGAUUUAUCAAA
Messenger RNA from Zingiber officinale, 796 nucleotides. RefSeq lists its product as uncharacterized. The coding region runs from base 1 to 525 and encodes 174 amino acids. The transcript has a single exon. NCBI's taxonomy places the organism in Eukaryota, Viridiplantae, Streptophyta, Magnoliopsida, Zingiberales, Zingiberaceae. The record is from RefSeq and is a predicted model, not a curated record.